Messenger RNA from Fibroporia radiculosa, 2250 nucleotides. RefSeq lists its product as uncharacterized. Gene Ontology annotation, cellular component: membrane. Gene Ontology annotation, molecular function: nucleoside diphosphate phosphatase activity. NCBI's taxonomy places the organism in Eukaryota, Fungi, Basidiomycota, Agaricomycetes, Polyporales, Fibroporiaceae. The record is from RefSeq and is a predicted model, not a curated record. The transcript is spliced from 2 exons. Bases 1 to 2250 code for a protein of 749 amino acids. Gene Ontology annotation, biological process: nucleoside diphosphate catabolic process.
AUGCCUCCUCCUUCCUCCGCUAACUCAUGGCUGAUUGCUCGCCGGUUUGGUGUAGUUAUUGACGCAGGUUCGUCAGGCUCCAGACUUCAAAUCUACAGCUGGAAAGAUGCACGUGUCGUCGACGGAGGUCGUGCACUCAACGCGCUUCCCAAGGUAGAAAAGGGCACGCAGGACAGUGAGGAAUGGUCUAUGAAGACUGAACCCGGUAUCUCGUCUUUUGCAGACAAUCCCGACGGUGUAGCCCCAUAUCUAGCCCCAUUAAUCGAACAUGCGCGAGCUCAUAUACCCCCUUCUGUGCAACCCGAUACUCCGAUAUUUCUACUGGCCACCGCUGGAAUGCGUCUUUUAUCCUCGAAACAGCAAGCCGACAUACUCCAGGUCACUUGCAAUUUCCUCCGCUCGCAAUCCAAUUUUCGGCUUGAUAGUGCGUCCGCUGCUGGGCCCUGCGGAUCGAGUGUGCGCAUAAUUACUGGAGAAGAGGAAGGUUUAUUUGGGUGGAUAGCAGUCAACUAUCUUAUGGAUGGUUUUACUGGGUCUUCCGAGGACCGUUUAACUUAUGGGUUUCUAGACAUGGGCGGUGCCUCUACUCAAAUUGCUUUCGAACCUAGCCACAAAGAACAGGACAAGUCAGAAAACCUCAUUGACAUCAGACUACGUCUCCUAAAUGGCCGCGAAGUUCAUCACAAAGUCUUUGUUACCACAUGGUUGGGCUAUGGCACAAAUCAGGCCCGCGAGCGAUAUGUAGGCGCUACUGUUGACACACACGAAGCUCAUCGCCUACCACCAGUCUCUUCGGCAGAAGAGGUCGUUCUUGACCCAUGCCUUCCAAAGAACUUGAGGCUGCCUGUGUCUCCAUUGGAUACAUUCAGUUCACAUCCCAAGACUCCGUAUAUUCUUUUAGGAACUGGAUCCUUUGAACAAUGCCUACAGCAGACAUUGCCUCUUCUCAACAAAAACGCACCGUGCCCUGAUACCCACUGCCUAUUCAACGGCGUCUACGUGCCUCCGAUAGAUUUUUCGGCAUCGCAUUUCAUUGGCAUUUCUGAGUAUUGGUACUCCUCAGAGCAUGUUUUUGGUCUGGGGGGUGCGUACGACGUCAUACAAUAUGAACGUGCCGCUUCCGAAUUCUGUGCUCGAGACUGGACCGACAUCCUCAAGCAGCACGAAGUGUCACGACAACAGGGCCGAUUGGGGGGAGACGGUCAGGUGGAACAGGAUGGUCAGGUAGUAAACACUGGUGUAUGGGGCCCACAGGUCGAAAUCGCUAGGCUGCAACUUCAGUGUUUCAAAGCUGCUUGGAUCGUCAAUGUCUUGCACGAGGGUAUCGGCAUGCCUCGUAUCGUUGAUCCGGGAGGAAAUAGCACAGGGCACGACAAUAAAGCAGAAGCGCAGGCACAGCGCAUGGGGCUUGGUCGACCAACGUUUCAGUCCAUCGACAGUGUUGGGGAUGUUUCUGUGAGUUGGACGCUGGGGAAAAUGGUUUUGGAAGCUAGCAAGGAGGUGGCACCCUUGUCUACUGAAGAUCGGCCGCUCGUAGAUCCCCUGGACGAUCAACCCAGUGGGACAAGUGUCAUAAAACCUGUGCGACCGCCAUUCUUUGACUUCGCCUCCAUUGAGGAUCGUAUAUCGGGUCAUCUACCGUCGUCUAUAUCCAGACAAUCUCUCGGAUUUUCUCCUGUUGCGUUCUUUUUCUACAGUUCUCUGUGCAUUAUUCUCCUGUUCUUGUACAGGAUGAGGCACCGCCUCCGAAGCACACUCCGUAGAUACAGGCGGGAUCAUGAUUUUGGGUAUGAAAGCUAUAGCUUGGAAGACGGAACUCGUAGCCCCUCGCCCUGGUCAUCCUCCCCAAAUCGACUAUCAUUCGACCCGAUUUUUCGACCGAUCAAACAUCUGUCCACUACCUUAGGGUCGCGUCCACCCCGAUUACCACCAGUUCAGGCAAGAAGUUACGCCCCUUCUUUGCGCAGGACUCGCAAUUCUCCUACCCGGUCGUUUUCGUAUCCCUUGGCCAAAUCACCGAACGGACUCUCCACAUCCGACACUAUUAAUGGUACGGCGACGGCAUUUGUACCUGGGUCCCCUCGUCUUUCCGAUGGGAACAUUGUGUCCAACGGCAGCCUCUCCUCACUGACCUCCCGUUCUCGUAAUUCGUCACAGGUGAACCUUUCAUCCAUAGGACCUCGACAGAUGACUUCUCGGACAAGUAGCGGUUCACAUGCACCUAUCGGUAGUUUAUUCCUAGAGGAAUGA